ACGAGGAAACAAAAACAAAAACAAAGCAACCCUCGUUCUCUUCCCCUUUUCUCUCUUCAUAUCUUUUUGUCUUUAUCUUUACGUUUUCUAAUUUUCUUUUCUUAUAUACAUUUUAAUAAAUCGUAAAAAAAUGGGUUCGAGUAAACUUAAACGAGCCAUAGGAGCCGUGAAGGACCAAACCAGCGUCGGUCUAGCCAAAGUCAACGGCCGAAGCUCUUCUCUAUCAGAGCUUGACGUAGCCAUCGUCAAAGCUACUCGUCACGAAGAGUAUCCAGCAGAAGAGAAAUACAUAAGAGAGAUUCUUAGCCUAACUUCUUACUCACGCAACUACAUCAACGCAUGCGUCAACACGCUUUCUAGACGCCUCAACAAAACCAAAUGCUGGACCGUCGCUCUCAAAACCUUGAUUCUGAUCCAACGGCUAUUAGCAGAAGGAGAUAAGGCUUACGAGCAAGAGAUCUUCUUCGCUACUCGACGUGGGACAAGACUUCUCAACAUGUCUGACUUUAGAGAUGUUUCUAGGUCAAACUCGUGGGACUACUCUGCUUUUGUAAGGACGUAUGCAUUGUACCUCGACGAAAGGCUUGAUUUUAGGAUGCAAACGAGGCACGGGAAACGUGGGGUUUACUGCGUUGGAGGAGGAGAUGCGGUGGAAGAUGAGAAAGAUAAGCAUGAGGCUGAUCUCUCCACGGCUAUAGUGGUUAGGUCACAACCCAUCGCAGAGAUGAAAACAGAGAAGAUUUUCACCAGAGUACAGCAUUUGCAGCAGCUUCUUGACCGUUUCUUGGCUUGUCGUCCAACAGGUGGCGCGAGGAACAACAGAGUUGUGAUUGUGGCUCUGUAUCCUAUAGUGAAGGAGAGCUUCCAGAUAUAUUACGAUAUAACUGAGAUAAUGGGGGUUUUAAUCGAACGGUUCAUGGAGUUAGACAUACCUGAUUCGAUCAAGGUCUAUGACAUUUUCUGCCGCGUCUCUAAACAGUUUGAAGAGCUAGAUCAGUUCUAUUCCUGGUGUAAGAACAUGGGGAUCGCUAGGUCUUCAGAGUACCCUGAGAUAGAGAAGAUCACACAGAAGAAGCUUGAUCUCAUGGAUGAGUUUAUAAAAGACAAAUCCACUUUAGACCAGACCAAGGAAUCACAGUCUGUUGAAGAGGAUGAUGAUGAGAGAGCAGAGGAAGUGAACGAGGAGGAAGAAGAUAUGAAUGCUAUCAAGGCCUUACCUGCACCUCCACCAAAAGAAGAGGAAGAGGAAGAAGAACAACCCGAGGAGGAAGUGAUAAUAGAGAAGAAGCAAGAAGAAGUUGGUGAUUUGCUGGAUCUUGUGGAUAUAAACGGUAAUGAAGCUUUAGAAGCUGGAGAUAGCUUAGCAUUGGCUUUAUUCGAUGGCCCUUACGCGAGCGGUUCGGGUGCAGAGACCGGUCCUGGAUGGGAAGCGUUUAAUGAUGAUGGAGCAGAUUGGGAGACAGCUUUGGUGCAAACCGCUACAAAAUUAUCAGGACAAAAGACGGAACUCGGAGGAGGCUUUGAUAUGUUGCUUCUCAACGGAAUGUAUCAGCACGGCACUGUGAACGCUGCUGUGCAAACCUCCACGGCUUAUGGAGCUAGCGGAAGUGCAAGCAGUAUGGCAUUUGGUUCUGCAGGAAGACCAGCAGCAACCAUGCUGGCACUUCCAGCACCAGCAACGGCUAAUGGAAACAGCAAUGGCACUGUACCGAUGGAUCCAUUUGCUGCGUCCUUGGAGGUUGCGCCGCCAGCGUAUGUGCAGAUGAAUGACAUGGAGAAGAAACAGAGAAAGUUGAUGGAAGAGCAGAUGAUGUGGGAUCAAUACUCAAGAGAAGGAAGACAAGGACACAUGAAUUUAAGCCAAAACCAAAACAAACCUAGUUACUCCUACACACCUCAAUAUUGAUUAUGCAUCAUGGAAGGAGUUCUUCUUUAGUUGUGUCAGCCUUUUUUUUUGGGUUUAUUCUUUUUGCAAAUUCAAACAUUUCUUCUGUUCUUGGGUCAGAUUCAUUGGGGGCAUAUAAGAGGUUUGCUUCUGUAAUUAUUGUAAUCUCUGAUGUAACUUUAUAAGACAAACUUAAAUACUG
Messenger RNA from Brassica napus (rape), 2087 nucleotides. Its product is annotated as putative clathrin assembly protein At1g03050. The coding region runs from base 131 to 1906 and encodes 591 amino acids. Lineage: Eukaryota; Viridiplantae; Streptophyta; Magnoliopsida; Brassicales; Brassicaceae. The transcript has 3 exons. Gene Ontology annotation, molecular function: 1-phosphatidylinositol binding; phosphatidylinositol-4,5-bisphosphate binding; clathrin heavy chain binding. Gene Ontology annotation, cellular component: clathrin-coated pit; clathrin-coated vesicle. Gene Ontology annotation, biological process: vesicle budding from membrane; clathrin-dependent endocytosis; clathrin coat assembly. The record is from RefSeq and is a predicted model, not a curated record.